Molecule: messenger RNA, 2111 nt
Organism: Aethina tumida (small hive beetle)
Lineage: Eukaryota; Metazoa; Arthropoda; Insecta; Coleoptera; Nitidulidae
Product: doublesex- and mab-3-related transcription factor A2-like
Exons: 3
Coding region: 22-1185 (387 amino acids)
Biological process (GO): sex differentiation; regulation of transcription by RNA polymerase II
Cellular component (GO): nucleus
Molecular function (GO): RNA polymerase II cis-regulatory region sequence-specific DNA binding; DNA-binding transcription factor activity, RNA polymerase II-specific; protein binding
Source: RefSeq, a predicted model, not a curated record
CGUAGUGUCGGUGAUAGUUUAAUGGACUGUUUCGAUAACAAGAUGAGUCUGCCGAGCAGUGGUGUCGACAUGUCCACCCUGAUGUCCCAGCACCCCGUCCUGGGAGCGAUCCCGCCGGCCUUCUUCCUGCGAGCGUCGGAAAGAUAUCAGCGUACGCCGAAAUGUGCGAGAUGCCGCAACCACGGUGUCGUGUCAGCCCUGAAGGGCCACAAGCGCUAUUGCAGAUGGAGAGAUUGCAAUUGUGCCAAGUGCACGCUGAUCGCCGAAAGGCAGAGAGUGAUGGCCGCCCAGGUGGCACUCAGGAGGCAGCAGGCCCAGGAGGAGAACGAGGCCAGGGAGCUGGGUAUCCUGUUCCCGACGCCCGCCGGCGUCGUCGAGAGUCCGCCUAGUCAGACGCCGCCGACGGGACCGGCCUCAUCCGACAUCGGCAUCAGCAACAUCCAGAGGAGCUUUCCCGCCUCGGAUUCGUCGGACGCGCCCAGUCCAACAUUGAAACGUCCCCGUCUGAAAGUGGAGAGCUGCUCCCUGGAGGAAUCCGAUUCGGACCCAGAAGAAAUCAAGAGAAGCCGCGAAUCUCCGCCGAUGUCUCAGCCACCGGCGCCCACACAACCGACACCAUCCCCAGAGCCGGUGACCAGUCCCGAUCCGGAUUUGGACGUCGAAGAUGACACGGAAAGCGAAGUGCCGGAGAAUUUGUCCAUUAAAAAAUCGUCCAGUCCAGAAACUACGCCUCAGCAUAACGCCAACUUCAUUCCCUACCAACAGUUCGCCCAGUUUCCGCAGUUCCAGCCUCAUUAUCCGAUGCAGAGGUCCCCGAUUGACGUUCUCCUGAGAGUAUUUCCCGGCAGAAGAAGAUCAGACAUAGAAAGUAUCUUGCAGAGAUGCAAAGGAGACGUGCUCCAAGCGAUGGAGAUGAUGGUGAGCGGCAGCCACGAGGAAGUGCAGGCGCCGUCCGCCUUCUCCCCGCUGGGCCCGCCGCCAAACUUCCACCGAUACAGCCCCUCCAGACGUUUCCUGUCGGCCCCGUACGCCGGCACGGGUUACCUUCCGACGGUAAUCCGCCCGCCGCAGGAUUACCUCACCACCAUGGUGGCGCCCGUUCACGACAUGUACAACAGCGAGAAGGCAACCGCAUCGUCGCCGGGUUCCAAUACCGGAUCGGACAAAACGUCCUACUCGGAAUAGCGACUGUGCUACGGUAACGACGUUUAUUAUCAAUGAUCCGGUGUAAUCAAUAGCUAUGAUUUUAAAACAGUCGGCGAUUAAAAUACACCCCAUUGCUAUUGCCCCGACACUAAUGAAUCACUAAUGCGUUGCCAUCCAUCUCUCGUCGAACAAGCCAUCUCAAGAGCAACGAUACGGACUGGCUGGGGUGCGUAACCACAAUUUAAUUUAGACAAUAAAUCGGGGCUGCACACGCCACUGUUUACAAAAUAAUUUAUAUGAUCUGGUAGCUACAGCCCAACAAUGGACUAGCUAAUAACUGGCUUCAAAUGUUUUCAAUAGGACUAGGGGUGGACCGACCCCUCCGGGGCACGCGGGGGAUGGAAAUUUGAUUCAUAUGUGUUUCAUAAUUAAAUUCUGAUGUGAUUGUUCGCCCGUAAACGCCGGGGACUCUUUUGCCGUCUGCCUCUCUCGGAGUACUGGGCCCCGUCUAUUGGCUGGUUUCUCGUACUUGAAGUGUUUUUAAUAUUGUGUCAAUGAUGAGCCUUUGUCGGGGCGAGGUAUUCAAAAGGUGAACAAAAUUAAAUUCAGCUGAUAUUAAAUUUGUAAAAGGAGGUUUAUUAAAUAUUGCGCGGGAUAUCUUUGGAUAAUGUGCCAAAAGUUGAUGUACGUAAGUAAAAUUGGGCCAAUAUUGAUUUGGAAAAAAUCAGUAAAUUCACACUACUUUCAUAUAAACUCUGACUAAGACCAAUCCGAUUUUCUGUCUUCUAAUUUAGAGAUUCUAACAUAUAAUAACAUCAUAGCUGUCUUCGAUUGAUCACACACCGAAUUUUUGUAAAUAAAAAUGUAAAUAAACAAAAAACAACAAAAUGCUUUAAUGUCUUUUAGUAGGUAGUUGGUAAUUCAUUUUCUUAAUCGGUUAAACUGUAUAUAAAUUGUGUAUAAUA